Bombyx mori (domestic silkworm) is the source of this 1651-nucleotide messenger RNA. RefSeq lists its product as uncharacterized. Bases 869 to 1639 code for a protein of 256 amino acids. The transcript has 5 exons. The record is from RefSeq and is a predicted model, not a curated record. NCBI's taxonomy places the organism in Eukaryota, Metazoa, Arthropoda, Insecta, Lepidoptera, Bombycidae.
AAACCGGCGGCGCGGAAACUGAAACAGCACAUUCGCGGGAAACGGCUCAUGCGUCAUAACUAAGAAACUUUCUAAGCGGAAAUAUUUUAAUGUUAAAGCAACAUUGACCUUAAACUUAGUUUUAAUUACGCGCUCGUGAAACCUUCCGUGUGAACUGCAUUUUAACUUGAAAAGAAAGUGCCCUUCUUAAUGACAAGCGAAGGCAUAACAGUUGUUAAAAAAAAACCCGACCCAAACACAGAUUCACGCAAUACACUUAUUCUGGUAGGCAGCGGCUUGGCUCUGCCCCUGGCAUUGCUGACGUCCAUGCGCGACGGUGACCACUUACCAUCAGAUUAGCCGUAUGCUCGUCUGCCUACAAAGGGAAUAAAAAAAAAUGUUCUUCUUCUUCCCAGCGUUUUCAUCAGGGUUCGCUUUCCUACUAAAACUCCUCCAAACAUAAACUUCUCGCGAUACACUACAAAAACAAAGAACAGAAUCAUUACAUUCCAACAUCGACCAGUUGUGUUUCAUAAAGAUUCGAAUUACAAAAUUUAUGCAUCAUGUUAAGAAUAAAAACGGUAAUCUUCGCGUUCGAAGACACUAGAACGUUCGCAAUACGACGACCGUUCCCAGCGAACGACGCAACCUCGCAUUUACUUACAUAAUGCAAUUGCAAAACAGCAAUCGUUCUAUACAACACUCGCACUAGCAGUCUACUAGUGCUAACUGGCGACGCGACAAAAAAUCAUCUAUCGAAACCGUACCUUAAAUCCUUGAAGGGCCCAUAUUAUUGACUGCACGUAGCCGAUCUUGAGCAUUCCGACAGACGAGCGUGCGAUAAAAUCACCAGUGAAGGAAGUAAACGCAAAAGAAGAUUAAAUGAACUAUGGCUUGCUAUGAACAGUUAUCGAUUUUAGUGCUGUGCAUUUGUUUACACCGUUCUCUACAGUUGAUUCCGUUGCCGGAAUACAUACAUCCUUGCGCUGAGCUGAGCGACGAGUGCUUCACCAAAGCGACCCUCGAUGCCAUACCAGGGAUAGUCAAGGGCAUCCCUGAGGCUGGGAUCCCGCCCCUAGAUCCCUUAUACUUGGACAAAAACAUCAGUAUUGUUCUACCGGGGAAUUUGAGGAUGACCUUUCACAAUGCGAAACUCGUUGGGCUGAGUUCAUGUGUGCCAGAUAAAGUGUCUUCUCUUCGCGACAAACGCUUGUUUAUAUUUGACAUGCACUGCAAUUUCACCAUACGCGGAGUCUACAGUCUGCUCGGGAGGCUGCUAUUGUUCAAUCUUGACACUGAAGGGGGAGCUAAGGUUAAAAUCUGGAACCAACAUAUUCGUUUAGAGGUUGCUGAGAGAGUUGUGAUCAAUGAAAAAGGCGAGGGGCAUUACAAGAUCAACUCGUACCAAUACAAGGCAGAUUACGGCACCGAUCUCAAACUGAACUUGACGAACUUAAUUCGAGGGAAUCCUGAAAUAAGUGCGAACAUUUUGAAAGUCUUGAACUCAGACUCGCAAGCGUUCGCUCAAGAAUUCGGCGGCCCGAUCCUUGAUUACGCGAUAGACUACGCCAUGAACGUAACGCAGCGAUUCUUCGACGCAUUCACAUACGACCAGCUGACGCAAGUUCCAUUAACAGAUGACUUCUUCGAGAAAGAAUAAAAUAAAUAAAUA